AUGACAACAACAAUUCCAGCACUUCAUUCAUUUGAUCAUCACAAUUCAACAUGGCAAUCAUACCGCGAUCGAAUUGAUUUUUAUUUCAAAGCCAACAAAAUCGUUGACAAUGACGACAAAAAAGCUCUCUUCUUGUGGUCUGUUGGUGAUUCAACUUAUGGUUUAUUAGAAUCAUUAAUGGCACCAGAUCAACUGACCGAUGAGAAAAUAAAAUAUGUUGAUCUAAUAAAAAAAUUAGAUUUACAUUAUGAUGCAACAAGGAAUAUAAUGACUGCAACAUAUGAAUUUUAUUCAUGUCAUCAGAAGCCAGGCCAACCAUUCUCAGAGUGGAAAGCUGAGCUUUGCAAUAAGAUGCGGCAUUGUGGUUUCAAUUCAUCAAAAUUAAAAGAUCGUCCUCAAGAUCGUGCAUUACGUGAUGCUUAUGUUAUUGGAAUAAACAAUCCAAAAAUAAGACAAGCUCUUCUCAAGGAAGAGGAUCCUGAUCUUGCUGCCGCUGAAAAGAUUAUUCAAGUAGCAGAACGUCUUGAACAAGACGUCCGACAAUUUAAUUCAUCGAAUAAUACAAAUGUUCCAACAGUGGCUAAACUUCAACAAAAGAAAUCAACAAGUAAAUAUUCAUCAUCAAAUGGAAAAUCAUUUUCAACAACAACAACAUCUGAUUCAUGCCAAUCCUGUGGAUCAACAACACAUUCACGUAGUGAAUGUAAAUAUCGUACAUUUGCUUGUAAUUUCUGCAAACGAACUGGUCAUUUAGAACGCGUAUGUCAGAAGAAGAAGAAUGGAAUUAAUACAUCUAAACGAAAUCCAACCACGCAUCAAUUGAAAUGUGUUAAAUGGAACAAAUCCAAGUCGACACAAUUGUCAAUAUCACUUCGGAUCAAUGGUCGAGAUUUUACUUUCGACGUGGAUACAGGUUCUGAUCAUACAAUUAUUAGUUCAGAUGAUUGGAAACAACUUGGUUCACCAACAAUUCGUCCAACUUCGUUGAAACUAGAAUGUUAUAGUGGUCAACAACUGGAUAUUCAAGGUGAAUGUGAUGUUCAAAUACAUUAUCAAAAACAAAAUUUCAAUCUUACGAUGGUGGUAAUCAAACGAACAGGAACACCUCUUCUUGGUCUUAGAUGGAUUUCAGCAAUGAAAAUAGAUCUCAAUAUAUUACUUUAUGGUACAAAUAACACCAGUCAACAAGUGAACAAGGUGUAUAGUCAAGGGAAAUUGAACGAGAUUCUGGACAAGCACAAGCAAGUAUUCAGCAAAGAUUUAGGUCAUUGCACCAAAGUCAAAGCACAUAUACAACUGGUACCAAAUGCUGUUCCAAAAUUCUUCAAACCCCGACCACUACCAUUCGCGUAUUUAGAUGGAGUGAAGGAAGAAAUACAAAGAAAUAUAACAAAUGGAAUUUUGGAGAAAAUUGAUACUUCACAAUGGGCUGCACCAAUAGUCCCAGUUCGUAAACCAUCAGGAAAAAUUCGAAUCUGCGGUGACUUCAAGGUGACAAUAAACUCACAAAUGCUCGUAGAUCAACAUCCAAUACCGUCGAUUGAUGAACUUCUUACUCGACUUAAUAAUGGUGAAAAAUUCACAAAAUUAGAUCUCACAGAUGCUUAUUUACAAGUUGAGUUGGAUGACAGUAGCAAAGAACUGGUGGUUAUAAAUACGCCAUUAGGUCUUUUCAAGUACAAUCGAAUGCCAUUUGGUAUCUCCAAUGCACCCGCAGUAUUUCAACGAACAAUUGAUCAAGUUCUUGCCGGUGUAUCUAAUAGUAUAGCUUAUCUUGAUGAUAUACUAAUAACUGGUAAAGAUGAAGAAGAACAUUUAACAACAUUGGAAUUAGUUCUGACAAAACUUGCUGAUUUUGGACUUCGUUGUAAUAUGGAAAAAUGUUCGUUCUUCCAAGAUGAAGUAGUUUAUCUUGGUUAUGUUAUCAAUUCAAAUGGUAAACAACCUGAUCCAACUCGAGUUACAGCAAUUCAAGAUUUACCAGCACCAACUGAUGUAAAACAAGUAGAAGCUUUUAUUGGAAAAAUUAACUAUUAUGGUAAAUUCAUCGCGAAUUUUUCACAUCUUUGUGCUCCAUUAAAUCGUUUAAGACAAAACAAUGUAAAAUGGAAUUGGGAUAGUUCAUGUCAAAAAUCAUUUGACACAUUGAAAAAACAAUUAGCAGAAACAACUAUGCUGGUUCAUUUUGAUCAACAACUUCCAUUAAUACUUGCAACAGACGCAAGCAGCUAUGGAAUUGGAGCUGUACUAAUGCACAGAUAUGCCGAUGGAACUGAAAAAACCAAUCGCACACGCAUCGAAAACUCUCAAUUCAGCUGA
Molecule: messenger RNA, 2319 nt
Organism: Adineta steineri
Lineage: Eukaryota; Metazoa; Rotifera; Eurotatoria; Adinetida; Adinetidae
Source: the annotation of a GenBank genome assembly